AUGGAUGCCGCAGAGGGCGGCUCGGUCGACACCGAUGCCAACGUCACGAAGCCAAGUGGUCCUUCCAAGGAUACGGCGACAGAAAGCACUAUAAAAAGGAACAUUCCCGCAGAGAAUCCCAAUCAUGAGCAGGAAAUCCGUAGCCGGGGUCUGCAACUCCGCGGGGAAUGCCUUCCUGAUAUCUCCAAUAUCGCAAUGACUUAUAGAGAUGCCUGGCGCAUUGGUAAACAAGGUUGCCUAGGAGUGCGCCGAAACCUAUGGGAUCCGCACUUGUUCUCUGGAACGUGGUACUUCGUUUGCGAUGGAACGGAUCCCGCAAACUUCUUGGUGUUACAUGCGCACAAGAGUGGUGAUAAGUGGAAGAGAAUAUCGAUCAGUAUGUGGGAGCUGGUCGAAGGGUUCUGGGUCGCCAAUAAGUACCGUGUGCUUUAUCAGCCCAGAAACGAUGAUGGAAGCUCUACCUCCUCAUCAACAAGAACAAUGGUUAUAGAGGGAUUCACUCGCGAUUUUUACGAGGCCAUGAUCAAGUGCAUACACGAGGGACAAGUGCGACUGCAGCUAAUGCAAAUAGAACUUAAGGAGCUGCAAAAACAGUUUACAAGUAACGAGGCAGCACCUUGUAAAGUUGGUGCGCCGAGAUUCAGUCGUACAAGGGUAGGAUACAGUGAAACACACGUAUUGACAGCCAGUUGUUAUACUGCAAACAACGAGGACACACAGCAACGCUCCGACGGGAACGAAACUAAGUAG
Babesia sp. Xinjiang is the source of this 750-nucleotide messenger RNA. RefSeq lists its product as uncharacterized. The transcript is spliced from 5 exons. The coding region runs from base 1 to 750 and encodes 249 amino acids. The record is from RefSeq and is a predicted model, not a curated record. NCBI's taxonomy places the organism in Eukaryota, Apicomplexa, Aconoidasida, Piroplasmida, Babesiidae.